This is a messenger RNA of Lycium barbarum (goji berry), 843 nucleotides long. RefSeq lists its product as uncharacterized. The transcript has 3 exons. Bases 1 to 843 code for a protein of 280 amino acids. The record is from RefSeq and is a predicted model, not a curated record. Lineage: Eukaryota; Viridiplantae; Streptophyta; Magnoliopsida; Solanales; Solanaceae. Gene Ontology annotation, molecular function: zinc ion binding; nucleic acid binding.
AUGGCUAACCUUACAAAACUCGAGUUCGUUGCCCUUGAUAUUUCAGGCAAGAACUACCUAUCAUGGGUGCUAGAUGCUGAAAUCCAUCUUGAUGCUAUGGGUCUUGGAGACACCAUUAAAGAAAAUAAUAAAGCAUCCAACCAAGAAAAUGCCAAGGCUAUGAUAUUCUUGCGUCAUCAUCUUGAUGAGGACCUGAAAAUUGAAUAUCUUACUAUUAAGGAUCCACUCGUUUUAUGGAAAAACUUGAAAGAAAGAAUUACUUCUAUAUUGACACUAUGUGGAGAAAAGAUUAGUGAUUCUGAUAAACUCGAAAAGACGUUCUCCACUUUUCAUGCCUCGAAUAAUCGACCUACUGGCGCUGCACCACUCCCGGAAGUAAAUGAGGUGUAUGCCCACUACUCCAGGCGUGGAAAAGGUCGUGGCCCCGGUCGUGGUCAUGACAAUAGUCGUGGUCGUGAUAAUAGUCGUGGUCGUGGUCGUGGUCGUGAUAAUGGUCAAAGAAGAAAUUAUUUUCCUGGUGUUAAUCACUCUUCAAAGAAAAAUCACCACCAAAAGGGGAAAAGGAAGGAUGAUAGGCAUGAAGUGCCAGAAGCACGUGGCUUAGAAAAUAAAUGCUAUCGAUGUGGUGGAAUUGGACACUGGGCACGUACCUGUCGUACGGCAAAACACUUGGUUGAGCUUUAUCAAGCAUCAAUUAAAAGAAAAAAGAAAAAUCCCGAAGCUAAUUUUAUCUCUGAAAAUCAAAUUGACAUCACACACUUGGAUGUAGCAGAUUUCUUUGAGCACCCUGAACGAAAGAUAGAUCACUUGAUUGGUGAUGGUUCUGUGGUUAGAGAUGAUUAA